AUGUCUUCUCCGUCCUCCGCCGACUGCCCCCUCAGCUCCCCGUCCCCGUUCCAGGUCGCCGCCCCGCGCCCGCGCGCACUCCACCCCCACGCGCACGCGCACAUGCCCACGGUGCUCCCUGCGAGCCUGUCGCGGCGUGGGAGCGGGGGCAGCAGCAGCGACGACGCGGACCAGGACGAGCUGCUGUACGACGCCGGGCCGGGCGGCGCACACGAGAGCGAGGUCGCCGUCCGCCGCGCGUCGCACAACGCCGUCGAGCGCGCCCGCCGCGACAAGCUCAACGCGCGCAUCCUCCAACUCUCCACGCUCCUCCCGAACCUCGCCGGCGUGCGCCGCCCGUCGCGCCUCGCCAUCACCAAGUCGUCCAUCGCGCAGAUCCACCUCGCGCGCCGCCACCGCGUGCUCGCCGCCCACGAGCUCCGCGCGCUGCAUGCCGAGAACGGCGCCCUCCGCGGCGAGCUCAACCGCUGGCGCGCGCGGGCCGGCGUGCCCCCGCUGGCCGAAACCGACCGCGGGGACGCGUUCGCCCUUGUGGCCGCCGGCGCGGAGGCGCCCGACGCGCGCGAGCCCGUCGAGACGCUCGACGAGGACGACUUCGACGAGCGCUUCGGCGGCACGGGCUUCGACUACGAGGCGCGCCGGCCCCGGUCUCAUGCGUACCACCCGUAUCCCCAGCCGCAGCCACAGGCGCAGGUGCAGGCGCAGGCGCAGCCCCCGUCGCGCUUCGCGUACGGCCCGGGCACGCCGAGCAUCUCCCCGCCGGUGUACCCGAGCCCGCCGUCCUCGUCCGAGUACCUCCCGUCCGCGUUCAAGAGCGAGUACGAGCACGUGGACGUCGGCGAUUGGGCUGCCGCCGACGGGUGGUGA
Mycena indigotica is the source of this 867-nucleotide messenger RNA. Its product is annotated as Macrophage erythroblast attacher isoform 1. Gene Ontology annotation, biological process: positive regulation of transcription by RNA polymerase II. The record is from RefSeq and is a predicted model, not a curated record. Gene Ontology annotation, molecular function: DNA-binding transcription factor activity; protein dimerization activity. The transcript has a single exon. Gene Ontology annotation, cellular component: RNA polymerase II transcription regulator complex. Lineage: Eukaryota; Fungi; Basidiomycota; Agaricomycetes; Agaricales; Mycenaceae. The coding region runs from base 1 to 867 and encodes 288 amino acids.